UCCGUGCGCAGCAGUAAGCGGACUGCCGCCACAGUGGAAAGAGGAGAGAGGGAGCAGAGGUGGAGGGGAAGAGGGAAAAAAGCAGCGGAAUGGUGUAAAAGCCGAGUGAGAGCUGAGCAACAUCGAGGACAGGCGACUAGUGCUGCUGCUCUUCGUCCUUUUCUUUCUCUCACUGUCCCGUCCAGCUCUGCCUUUUGGAUGCCGUCCUCACGGAGUUUUGGCCCCAUACUGGACUUAUUCUUCCUGGUGGGCUGAACCAUGCAGAGGCUGCUGCUGCUCCUCACUUUGCUGCUGACUUUACAAACUGCGUGGACCGCGAGGUUCUCCCAGGAACCGGCAGACCAGUCGGUGGUGCGGGGCCAGCGGGUGAUCCUGUCCUGCGUCGUCUUCAACUACUCGGGCAUUGUUCAAUGGACCAAAGAUGGGCUCGCGCUUGGCAUCGGCGAGGACCUGCGGGCCUGGCCUCGGUACCGAGUGCUGCGGGUUCAGGAGCUGGGCCAGUACAACCUAGAGAUCCUGUCGGCUGACCUGUCUGACGACUCCUUGUACGAGUGCCAGGCCCCCGAUGCCGCCUUGAGGUCCAGGAGGGCCAAGCUCACCGUCCUCAUCCCUCCAGAUGACCCGGUGAUCGACGGCGGUCCGGAGGUUCUGCUCAACGCGGGGGAGUCCUACAACCUCAGCUGUGUGUCCCGGGGUGCUAAACCACCUUCCAUGAUCGAGUGGCUUAAAGAUGGGCUGCCUAUAGACGGGGCCGUCAGCGCCACCGAGGUUCUUCCAGACCGUAAGAGGGUGACCACGCGCAGCUUCCUUCCUAUCCACCCCAUCGACAUGGACACGGGGAGGAACUAUAGCUGCGUGGCUUCCAACCUGGCCGCCCCCGCGGGCAGGAGCACAACCGUUACGCUCAAUGUGCAUCAUCCUCCAACAGUGACUUUGUCCAUCGAACCUCGUUCGGUCCUGGAGGGCGACAGGGUCACCUUUACUUGUCAGGCUCAUGCUAAUCCCCCUAUUAUGGGCUACAGGUGGGCCAAAGGUGGCGUGGUUCUGCAGGGUGCCAGGGAGAGUGUGUUCACCACCAAAGCGGACCACUCCUUCUUCACCGAACCCGUCUCAUGCUUGGUCUUCAACGCGGUGGGAAAGACCAACGUCAGCAUCCUCGUGGACGUUCACUUUGGUCCCAUUCUCUUGGUGGAGCCUCAACCCAAAACGGUGGACAUCGACUCCGACGUCACCCUUAACUGCAAAUGGACCGGGAACCCUCCGCUCACUCUCACGUGGUUCAAGAAAGGUUCCAACAUGGUCCUGAGUAACGGCAACCAACUGUACCUGAAGUCGGUGAGCCAGGCCGACGCAGGCCAGUACGUAUGCAAGGCCAUCGUGCCGCGGAUUGGCGUCGGAGAGAUGGAGGUCACCCUCACUGUCAACGGCCCGCCCAUUAUCUCCAGCAAAGCCAUCCAGUAUGCGGUGCGAGGGGAGCGAGGCGAGGUGAAAUGCUACAUUGCGAGCACGCCCCCUCCAGAUAAGAUUGUGUGGGCGUGGAAGGAGAACGUGUGGGAGGAGGAGAAGGGCACGCUUCUGGAGCGCUACACGGUGGAGCAAAGCCGAACGUCGGCCGAGGGCGGCGGCGUCCUUUCCACCCUCACCAUCAACAACGUGAUGGAGUCCGACUUCCUGAGCUCCUACAACUGCACGGCUUCCAACUCCUUCGGGCCCGGCACGAUGAUCAUCACCUUGGAAGAAGCGGAGGAGGUCCCGGUGGGGAUCAUCGCCGCUGGCACGGUGGGCUCCACCAUCCUCUUAUUCAUCUUCCUCCUGAUCCUCGUACUCAUCUUUUACCGUCAACGCAAAGGCAGUCGGCGAGGGGUGACGCUGGGAAAGCCGGACAUUAAGGUGGAAACCAUAAACAAGGAGAGCCACAGCUUGGAGGAAGACACGGGCAGCGUGUCCACGGCCUCGCGGAUGGUGAAGGCCAUGUACUCGUUUCUCCCCUCUGUGUCCUUCUCUCCCUCCAAUCAGCCCUUUAAGGACGACAUCGAGCUCAAGUCGGACCUGCGCAGCGACACCCUGGACACCCGCCAGGAGUACGACCUGAAGGAUCCCACCAACGGCUACUACAACGUACGAGCUUCCACGCUUGACGAGGGCCGUCCCGCCUCCCGUUCCACAGUGCACUACUCCGACUACCGCUCCCCGACGGGAACCCCUGGUGGUGCCGCGUCCAUUAGCGGCAGCAGCGCGGGAGGCUCCGGCGCCACGGCCAGCGGCGGCGCGCCCGGCCCGCCGGGCCCCCUCACCUCCCCGGGCCGCCCCCAGGCCUGCUAUGACCCGCGCCCCCCUUCCAGACUGUCCCACAUCAGCUACGCGCAGUUUAACACGUUCACCCGCGGGGGCCAGAGCCAGCAGGCGCCCAGCAACCCGGCCCCUGCCGCCGGCGCCGCUGGCGCUACCGGCGACUUCCCGGGCGACUGCGGGCUGCUGGACUCCACCUCCCAGCUAGCGUACGACAACUAUGGAUACCCGUCGCACUACCAGACCUACCGGAUAGGCUUCGCCCCAUCCAGCCUGGCCCCGCUGGAGGCCGGCCCCUCCUAUGAGAUGUACGGGGUGGGAUCGGGGGUGGCCGGGCCAGGGGUGGGCGUGGGUCCCGUGGGUCCCGUGGGUCCCGGGGGCCCCGCCCCCUCAGGCGCGGACACGGGACUCGGGAAGUACGGCAGCUCCACUCGCUUCUCCUACACGUCGCAACACUCCGACUAUUCCCACAGCCGGCACACGCAGCGGAUGCAGACUCACGUGUGAAAGCGCUCCGGCGGCACGAAGGAGUGUCUUCGACAUGGCAUUGCAGCUACAACCAACACACACAUAUUUACACGCACACACCAACACGCCCCGGUGAACAGAAUACGGCACACACGCGUGCCGGAAAAGGCAGACAAAAGUGUGGGCGGCCGACUGCGCGCUGGCCAACGUGUUUGGAAACUCGGCGAGAGCGGACGGCGUGAGUCACGAUCAUGACGAGGAUGGACGACGAGGAUUUUUGCUUUGGGUUGCCGGACUGCGUCGAGUUUCCACGAAGCAGCACAUCUAGAGGGCAAAACGAAUCGCGCUCCACUACGGGGUGAAAGAACGGCGCAGGGUUGCGAACUCUGGCGGAGGCGCGACUCGUUCAAAGUCUGACACGGUACAUGUGAUUGGGAGAAACCUCAGAGGGCGGGAGUCGUUUAUGGCUGCCGUCUUUUCUUGUCCAACGUUUCCCAUCAUGCUUAUUAGUAGGGAUGCUCAAUACCACUGUUUUUGUUUUUUUCAGUUCGGUACCGGUUCUGGUUUUUAUUCCCCGAUACCAAGUCCCGAUACCACUUGAUGGCUCGUAAAAUUCGAAUGAACACAAUGACAAUUCCUUCGAAUCAAUUUCUGCCUUCCCAGCGCACAUGAUGACUCACCGAUGUGUUAAACGGCUGCAACGUAGCACCGAGGAAGACUUAGAUCAUUUUUUUGCUUUAAGUAUCGAUGACUAAUAUCGGUAUCGGGACUGGCUCAUCCCCUACGUAUUCGCCGGGGGAAAGUGGUUGUUAGUAGGGAGGUCAUCAUCCUUUUUGCACCGCAUCAACAGUAUUCAUGCUUGGACGUCUCUCUUCUAUAUCUGUCGUCUUUUAAUUUUGCACACAUGACUAGAGCUUUGUAUUCUAUUUUUUAACAUUACAGAAUUAUUUUUGUCAAUGUCAAACAUAAAAUGAUGUGUAUGUAUGGACCAAAUGUCGGAGGAGUUGUGCCAUCGAAAAGGGUAUACCAGUGUAUAAAAAAAAAA
Syngnathus acus (greater pipefish) is the source of this 3802-nucleotide messenger RNA. RefSeq names its product kirre like nephrin family adhesion molecule 1a (gene kirrel1a). The coding region runs from base 259 to 2796 and encodes 845 amino acids. Gene Ontology annotation, biological process: cell-cell adhesion. The transcript has 15 exons. NCBI's taxonomy places the organism in Eukaryota, Metazoa, Chordata, Actinopteri, Syngnathiformes, Syngnathidae. The record is from RefSeq and is a predicted model, not a curated record. Gene Ontology annotation, cellular component: cell-cell junction. Gene Ontology annotation, molecular function: cell adhesion molecule binding.